This is a messenger RNA of Prosopis cineraria, 1923 nucleotides long. Its product is annotated as cytochrome P450 72A397-like. Gene Ontology annotation, molecular function: heme binding; iron ion binding; monooxygenase activity. Bases 85 to 1647 code for a protein of 520 amino acids. The transcript is spliced from 5 exons. NCBI's taxonomy places the organism in Eukaryota, Viridiplantae, Streptophyta, Magnoliopsida, Fabales, Fabaceae. The record is from RefSeq and is a predicted model, not a curated record.
UUAUCAUAUCAACAUCUCAUCUUAACAAUCCAUGGCCGAAAAGAGUUCUCUGUUCACUCUCCAGUUUCUUGUUCACUGCAAGAAAUGGAAGCAUCAAGGACCGUAAUAGCAAUCUAUGUCCCGGUAGCGAUUCUAGCUCUGGUAUGGGCAUGGAAGGCGGUGAAUUUGCUGUGGCUGAGGCCGAAGAAACUGGAGAGGCUGCUCAGAAAGCAAGGCCUUCAAGGCACUCCUUAUAAGCUUCUUACUGGGGAUUCAACCCAAAUGUUAAACAUGCGUAUGCAAGCCAAAUCCAGACCCAUGAAUCUUUCCCACGAUAUCAUCCCUCGUGUUUCCCCCUUUCUCAAUCAUAUCGUCAACAAAUACGGAAAGAACCCUUUCAUGUGGAUUGGACCAGAACCGAGGAUAGUUAUUACAGAUCCUGUGCUAAUCAAAGAUAUGAUGAACAAGGUCUACGACUUCCCCAAACCUUAUCCGAACCCACUCUUGAAGUUACUAGCCAGUGGUCUUGCAAGCCAUGAAGGUGACAAGUGGGCUAAGCACAGAAGGAUUAUCAACCCGGCAUUCAAUGUUGAAAAAUUGAAGAUCAUGUUGUCAACAUUUUAUGUGAGCUUCAGUGAUCUUGUUUACACGUGGGAGAAAAUGUUGUCAUCAGACGGCUCGUGCGAAAUGGAUGUAUGGCCUUUCCUUCAGAACGUGACUUGUGAUGUUAUAUCUAGGACAGCUUUUGGAAGUAGCUAUGAAGAAGGAAAAAGAAUUUUUGAACUUCUAAAAGAGCAAGCUGAACUUGCAAUAAAACUUUUCUUCAAAGUUUUCAUUCCGGGAUAUAGGUUUCUACCUACAAGUGAGAGUAAGAGGAUGAAGAAAAAUGACAGAGACAUACGAACUUCACUCAUGGAUAUAAUCAACAAAAGAGAGAAAGCAAUGGAGGCAGGGGAAGCCCCUAAGGAUGAUUUGUUAGGCAUACUUUUGGAUUCAAACCGCAAGGAAAUACAAGAACAAGGAAAUAGCAAGGAUGAUGGUAUCACUAUUCAAGAUGUGAUCGAGGAAUGCAAGCUUUUCUACUUUGCCGGGCAAGAAACUACAUCUGUUCUGCUUGUUUGGACUAUGGUGUUGCUCAGUAAGUACCCUGAUUGGCAGAAACGUGCAAGGGAGGAAGUCUUGCAAGUAUUUGGCUACCAAAAACCAGACUUUGAUGGCUUAAAUCGCCUCAAGAUUGUGACAAUGAUUUUGUACGAGGUUUUGAGGCUUUACCCGCCAGUAGCUAUGCUCACUAGAACUGUUACUAGGGAUAUGAAACUUGGACACCUGACAAUACCCACAGGAGUGCAUCUUUCUUUACCAAUAGGUUUGGUUCAACAUGAAUGUGAAUUGUGGGGUGAUGAUGCAAAGGAAUUCAAGCCAGAGAGGUUUUCAGAUGGUGUUCUGAAGGCAACGAAAGGGCAAGUUUCGUUCUUUCCAUUUGGAUGGGGUCCAAGAAUAUGCAUUGGGCAAAACUUUGCCAUGCUGGAAGCAAAGAUGGUUAUCUCUAUGAUUCUGCAACACUUCUGGUUUGAGCUUUCCCCAAUAUAUGUUCAUGCUCCAACGGAUGAGAUUACUCUUAAGCCCCAGUAUGGUGCUCAAAUCAUUUUACAUAAGCUGAGUGUUUAACUGCUGGAAAGCAUAAUUGAUAGCUAGAUAGGCAUUGGCAUGGAUAUAAGGUGGCAUUUACUUGGGAAAGACGUCGCUUGAAGGUUUUGCUGCUGGAAUGGAUAUAUAUACACGCAUGUAUACAAUACAGAAUUUACUUUAGCCAGACAUCAUUUGUACUGUGUUUACAUUCACGCAGCUGAAUUGACUUGCAUGAUUAAUCUCUGAUUGAGACCAUUUCUUACUUAAAAUGAUGGAAAGGGGUCAUCAACAAUGGCAAGCUAGUUUCACACGUCA